CAAUAUAAGAAAAUGUAGAAUAAGGGAAGUUUUAAUUGAUUCUUAACAAAAAGUCAUCAGUUGACCAAAAAAAUUCUGAACUGAAGAUAAGGGGAUGCAUAGACGCAAGUUCGUUCUGAAGCCUUAAUUUCCAGUCAGUGAGAAACCAGCUAUUUUGUAAUUUCCUUCGUCAAUGGCUCUUGUUAGAGCUGAUCAUGGAGCCGCGUCUUCCAACACAUCUCAUUCUCGAUGUAGUCAUCACGUUUUCUUGAGUUUCAGAGGUGAAGAAACUCGCUACACUUUUACCGAUCACCUAUAUUCGGCCUUGGUCAACGCAGGAUUUCGCACUUUCCGAGAUGAGGAUGAACUCGAGAGAGGAGAAGGUAUCCGGCCAGAACUACAGAAAGCAAUCCAACAGUCUCGAAGUUCUGUCAUUGUGAUUUCUAAAGACUACGCAUCUUCAGGAUGGUGCCUGGACGAGCUUGUCAUGAUACUUGAACGCAAGAGAAUCUCCGAUCAUAUAGUUUUACCAAUAUUCUACGAUAUUGAUCCAUCCCAUGUGAGGAAACAGAGUGGAAGUGUUGCAAUAGCAUUUGCUAGACAUGAGAAAAAACAAUCUCUGGAGAAGUUGAAUAGGUGGAGGGCGGCACUUACCGAAGUUUCGGAUCUAGCAGGCAUGGUGCUACAAAACCAAGCUGAUAGGCAUGAGUCGAAGUUUAUAAAGAAAAUUGUUAAAGUGAUUGAAGGCAAACUAUGUCGCAUCCCCUUAAGUGUUAGCCCUUACCUGGUCGGAAUGCAGUAUCAGGUUGAAAACAUCAUUUCAUGGUUACAAGAUGGAUCAUCUGAUGUUAGCAUAUAUGGAAUUUCUGGGAUUGGUGGUAUUGGAAAGACAACCAUUGCGCAAGUAGUUUAUAACUCAUUUUUCAGAAGUUUUGAAGGAAGCAGUUUCCUUGAGAACAUCAGAGAAGUUUCAGAACAACCCAAUGGCUUAGUUCGACUACAGAAGCAACUUCUUGCUGAUAUUUUGAAGGGAAGGAAAGUGAAAGUACAGAGUGUCAGUGAGGGAAUAAUUAAGAUUAGAGAUUUCAUAAGCACCAAAAAAGUACUUCUUGUCCUCGAUGAUGUUGAUCAUCUAGGUCAGUUAGAUGCAGUAGUUGGUAUGAGAGAUUGCUUUUGUCCAGGAAGUAAAAUUAUUAUAACUACUAGGCAUUCUGGGUUGUUAAAGGCUAGUCAAGUUGUUAAGGUGCAUAGCGUUGGAACUUUAAAUGAUGCUCAAUCACUGGAGCUUUUUAGUUGGCAUUGUUUUCGACAGGACCAUCCAGUUGCAGGUUACGUCGAACUUUCAAAAGGGGUAGUUAACCACUGUGGAGGACUACCGUUAGCUCUUCAAACUUUGGGUUCUUCUUUAUCGGGGAAAACGUUAGAUGUAUGGGAAAGUGCAUUAAAGAAACUGAAUGCUAUUCCAAACAGUGAAGUCUUGAGCAAGCUUAGAAUAAGCUACGACUCUUUACAAGAUGACCAUGAUCAAAAUUUGUUCCUCCAUCUUGCUUGUUUCUUUAUUGGAAUGGACAAGGAUGUUGUGGUCAAAAUAUUAGAUGAAUGUGAUUUUUACACAAUUGUUGGUAUUCAAAAUCUUGUUGAUAGAUGUUUGGUAACAAUCAAUGUAAAUAAUGUGGUGAGCAUGCAUCAAAUGAUUUGUGACAUGGGAAGAGAAAUUGUUCGACAAGAAUCAAGGGAGCCGGAGAAACGCAGUCGAUUAUGGGAUCCCAAAGAUUCCUUGAAUGUACUGAUGAGAGAAAAGAAAGGUUCAGACACAAUUGAAGGUCUUGCCCUGAACAUGUACCGGUACCCUGUCGUCUUGGAAACCAAUGCAUUUGCAGGGAUGCACAAACUGAGAUUACUCCAACUUGGUUAUGUAAAACUGACUGGAAGUUGUGAAGAACUUCCCAAGGGGUUGAAAUGGUUGUGCUGGCUUCAGUUUCCUUUGGAUUCUAUACGCAUCAGUUUUCCUUUGGAAAGCCUGGUCGUUCUAGAAAUGUCUUGCAGUAGCUUGAGAAAACUCUGGCGGGGAACAAAGCAUCUUCCAUCUUUGAAGAUCCUUGACCUCCGCCAUUCCCAUGACCUGAUAAAAAGCGGUGACUUCUCAUUGGUCCCCAAUCUAGAGAGACUGAUAUUUGAAGAUUGUUCAAGCUUGGUUGAUGUCCAUGAAUCUGUUGGAAACUUAGAGAAGCUCGUAUACUUGAACAUGAGGGAUUGCAAAAGUAUUGGCAAACUUCCAAAGAACAUUUGUAUGCUGAAAGCACUAGAGACACUUAUUAUAUCCGGUUGCUCAAAUCUUUAUGAGUUUCCAAUGGAGGUUGGGAAGAUGAAAUUUCUGAAAGUUCUUGAAGCAGAUGGAAUUUCAAUAAAUCGAUUAGUCACAACUUCUGGGGAAGCCGAAUCAUGGCCAAGAAAAAGUGUUGAUAACUUUUGGGCUUGUUUGUCCUGCACUUUAGUUCAUUUAAGUCUUCCACAUUGCAAUCUUUCUGAUGAUGCUUUUCCUUCUGAUGCUGUUAACUUAUACUCAUUGAAGAGUUUGGAUCUCAGCAAUAAUCCAAUUUGUAGCUUACCAGAUUUCGUCAGAGGCCUUAGAGGGCUCAAUUCAAUGUUACUUUGGGGGUGCAGAGAUCUCAAAUCACUUGUAAGGUUACCAAGAGUAAGAACUUUGGAUGUCCACUUGUGUGAAUCCUUGGAAAGUGUAACGUUUCAAUCGAUAUCGUGCAUACCAGAGUCAAUAGCCUUGAUUGCUUACAAGUCCCAACUAGUUGAGAUUGAGUACUGGUUCAAGUUGGAAGCCAUUGAAAAAGUGGAUUUAGAAAUGAUCAAGCUUUUGUGUUUGUGCAACUUGGAAUCCAUGGAACGCAUUUGGAUGCACACCCCAUAUAACAACGCUGAAGUGACGAUGCUUCCCAUCCAGGGACUGUAUGAAUAUGGUAUAUUUAGCACAUUUCUUCCUACAAAGGGAAACGACGUUCCAGGGCAGUUCAGCCAUACAAGUAAAGGGUCAUCACGUUCAAUGUCCUUUACUGUGCCUGCACCUUUACUUCCUAAUCAAAGGAUCCGAGGCUUGAACAUCUUCUGUGUAUAUGCAAACUACGAUGUUGACGUCAGGUGCAUUGAUCCAAUAAUAAUUAGAGUCAAUAAUAAGAGCAAAGGUCUGAAGUGGAUCUAUGGACCAACAUGUUACGGCAUUCCAAGCCAUAAUGAAAAAGAUGUGGUAUGGUUAAGCCAUUGGAAGUUGGGAAAUCGAUUGGAAGCUGGCGAUGAAGUUACUGUUACAGUAUUUCCAUUUGAACCAUUCCAGAUAAAAGAGUGGGGCUUCCAGGUUGUGCAUGAGCAAGAAGGCAAAAUAAGUAACCAACACAACACCACAUAUCCAGAUGAUAAUGACGUUAUUGGUAAAUAUUGUGCAGAUUUUUCCGAAUUAUACCAGGUGAUGCCGGGAACAUACUUCCUCUGCGGUGGACCUAUGAUAUAUGAUAGACAGUCACAUUUAUUACAAAAAGGGUCAGUUUUGUUCAAUCACAUUAUUGGAGAUUCUGAUGAAAGUGCAGGUGUGUUGUUACUGAUAAAUUGGCAUUACAAGCUUAGUUUAUUGAUGGUAUAUUUGUUUCUUCUCACCGAAAUAAUGUGGACGCUUGCAGCAACAAAAGAAGCAAUGAGAGACCGAAAAAAGUUCUGCAGUCGGAGUGGGCUUGUUUCCAUUACUGGUGCUGUGUCUUUGAUUUGCAGUCCAGGCCGCAUUUCAAAAGAAGGAAGGAAAUCCCAGCCAAAAAUUAAAUACACUAGUUUAACCCAACCAAAAGCUCAACCUUUACUAGUUCGCAUUCUCUUUUGCUUUUUCCUUCUUUUGGUUCAAUAUAUUGCAGUUUCUUUUUUGAUAAAGAAGUUUUUUAUCUCCUAUCAAGAUCAUUUAUCCGAGUAACUGGGUUUCACAGAAAUAGCAGAUUAUAGUUGCGUUGUUCUACCUUCAUCAAACAGCACAGGAACAACUUGAGAUUGUAAAUGGGCACCAUAAACUUCAAUCCUGAAAGGAAUCUGUAUCUUUAGGCCGUGACAUUUAUCUUUGCUUAAUAGUUGUAUGUAUUAAACCCUUUUACAACUGUAAUCAUUGUUCGUCGUAGCUUCUUUCCUUAAUUUGUGAUAUUGAUGUUGAAAAGUUCAUAGGAAAAUUUCCUUUUGUUCCUUUGACAGUACUUUUGCACACUUGUCAGACACAAGUUGGAUCUGCGGGCUGUAAAAUGACAAUUUUGCC
Molecule: messenger RNA, 4273 nt
Organism: Rosa rugosa (rugosa rose)
Lineage: Eukaryota; Viridiplantae; Streptophyta; Magnoliopsida; Rosales; Rosaceae
Product: disease resistance protein RPV1-like
Exons: 5
Coding region: 173-3943 (1256 amino acids)
Biological process (GO): signal transduction; defense response
Molecular function (GO): ADP binding; protein binding
Source: RefSeq, a predicted model, not a curated record